UUGUUCACGCACGGAGUCGCCGGGGCGCGCACAGAGGCGGGUGCGGGCAUGAGCCGGCGCGCGCACGCGCCUGGAGUGACGCUAAGAACAGGCGAGUCGGGAGGAUCGGGUGGGUAGAGUGGCGCGACCCGGCUGUUUGGUGGGCGGUACAUAGGGCCGCUCUGGGCACGAGGCGCCCAUCUCACUGGCCCGCUCGGUUCUAGGAGCAGAUCCGGGGCAGAGGGAGGAGAGCUCCGGGUCAGGGGCCGCCGCCGUCGUCGUCGGGGAGUCAGCCCGCCCGCCCGCCGUGCUUCGCCGGCCCUGCGGUCCUGAUCAGAUCAAAGUCGUCUGGCUUGUUCUCUAAAACUGGUGAGCUGCAGGUGAUAUCUCAGGUUUCUUCAGGAUGCCUGCAGCACUUGUGGAGAACAGCCAGGUUAUCUGCGAGGUGUGGGCCAGCAAUUUAGAAGAAGAAAUGCGGAAGAUCCGGGAGAUUGUGCUCAGUUACAGUUACAUUGCCAUGGACACAGAAUUUCCAGGUGUUGUGGUACGACCAAUUGGUGAAUUUCGUAGUUCCAUAGAUUACCAGUAUCAGCUUCUGCGGUGCAAUGUGGACCUUUUAAAAAUCAUCCAGCUGGGCCUUACAUUCACAAACGAGAAGGGAGAAUAUCCUUCUGGAAUCAACACCUGGCAGUUCAACUUCAAGUUUAACCUUACAGAGGACAUGUACUCCCAGGAUUCCAUCGAUCUACUUGCUAACUCAGGACUACAGUUCCAGAAGCAUGAAGAGGAAGGCAUCGACACAUUGCACUUUGCAGAGCUGCUUAUGACCUCUGGAGUGGUUCUCUGUGACAACGUCAAAUGGCUUUCGUUUCACAGUGGCUAUGAUUUUGGCUACAUGGUAAAGUUGCUUACAGAUUCACGUUUGCCAGAAGAGGAGCAUGAAUUCUUUCAUAUUCUGAACCUUUUCUUCCCAUCCAUUUAUGAUGUGAAAUACCUGAUGAAGAGUUGCAAAAAUCUGAAGGGAGGCCUUCAGGAAGUGGCAGAUCAGCUGGAUUUGCAGAGAAUUGGAAGGCAGCACCAGGCAGGCUCUGACUCCCUGCUGACGGGCAUGGCCUUUUUCAGGAUGAAGGAGUUGUUCUUUGAGGACAGCAUUGAUGAUGCCAAGUACUGUGGGCGGCUCUAUGGCUUGGGCACGGGAGUCGCCCAGAAGCAGAAUGAGGAUGUGGACUCUGCCCAGGAGAAGAUGAGCAUCCUGGCGAUCAUCAACAACAUGCAGCAGUGACGGCGGCGGUGUGUGGCCUGGUCCCUGUGUGGUGCUCACGGUGCUGAUUGGACUUGCCUUCUUCCCAAGGGAACCGUUUCUGAGCAAACUGCCUGCCGUCUGCACUGCGCAGAAAGACUUUUGUUUUACUGAAGACAAAAGGUUUUAUUUUAGACCCAGAAGAGGGGUUUGCUCCGAAUUUGCAAACUGGUCUUCCCUGCCCCUCAUCCCCAAGCCUCUCUCCGUUGCCUCCGGCCACCAGCAUCCUGGCUCUUAUGACACCUUUUAAAAUAUCCAGGACAAGUCUGAAACACACUAGUAAAAUGUAUAUAACUCUUACCUGUUGUCCUUCUUCUUCUUUUACAUUUGUUGCUAAUCUCUUUUGAUGAAGAUUCUCGCUGCGAGUCCCAGCUGAGCCGAGUGUCCCAGGAGCAGUGGAACAGCGUGGUGUCCUUGUGUCAUGGGCUCUAGACGCUGAGCCUCCCUCCCUGAGGACAUCGGCCUCUCGACUCUUUUGGUAGUCUUUCUGAUGUGUUACUGUGUGGAAAUCAAUUGCUCAGUGCUGAAACUUGAAGACCAGACGAUGAAACUUUCCUUAAAAGCAAACAGUUCUACCGAAUCCAUCUACCCUUCGUUCAUGAGAAACUCCAGGAUGGGUGUUAAGCUGACCGCUGGCAUCUCUUAAAGUCUGUCCCAUUGUGCUACCAAGAUUUACUGUCAUGUAUGCAUCAUCUGAAAUUGAGUUUUCUUAUGACAAAACAUCCUGGACCUGAUCCUGAAGGGAAUGAGAAUCCCAGUCUGUUGUUUUUUCAGUAACGUGACCUCAGAUGGUCACCUGUGUCCUCCCACCUCUCAUCUGCACUUUCCCUGCCUUCCAGCAAGCCUGAGGCAUCAGGGAGACAGUCAUGUGAGCGCCAGGAGCGUGAAUCUUGAUAGUGGUUACCUGUCACCAGGGCAGCAAGAACUUGGCUGAGAGUUCUCGUGGGUAGGAAGCUCAGAACUUUUUUUUUUAAGCUAGUCAUUUAAAAAGUACACUGUAUUUUUUUGAAUGACUACAGAGAGGACACUUUCAGAAAACCAAAAACUCCUUUGGAAUGAUGGAAAUAAAAACCAGAAGUCACUGAAGUGGAUGAAUAAUCUUGCAUUUAAAAGCUAUGGAAAACAAUUUGAAAUGGUUAAGAAAUGUCAGGUAUUAUAAGCUGGUAUUUAAGAUGCCUGUAAAUAUUAUUUAUGUUUUUAAUUUUGUAAAAUAAAGAUUUUUUUAACCACUGGCA
This is a messenger RNA of Carlito syrichta (Philippine tarsier), 2514 nucleotides long. RefSeq names its product CCR4-NOT transcription complex subunit 8 (gene CNOT8). Gene Ontology annotation, molecular function: poly(A)-specific ribonuclease activity; nucleic acid binding. The record is from RefSeq and is a predicted model, not a curated record. Gene Ontology annotation, cellular component: P-body; CCR4-NOT complex; CCR4-NOT core complex. The coding region runs from base 383 to 1261 and encodes 292 amino acids. NCBI's taxonomy places the organism in Eukaryota, Metazoa, Chordata, Mammalia, Primates, Tarsiidae. The transcript has 8 exons.